Molecule: messenger RNA, 1913 nt
Organism: Syngnathus acus (greater pipefish)
Lineage: Eukaryota; Metazoa; Chordata; Actinopteri; Syngnathiformes; Syngnathidae
Gene: siglec15l
Product: sialic acid binding Ig-like lectin 15, like
Exons: 7
Coding region: 120-1199 (359 amino acids)
Biological process (GO): regulation of osteoclast development; regulation of bone resorption; regulation of actin cytoskeleton organization
Cellular component (GO): plasma membrane
Source: RefSeq, a predicted model, not a curated record
AGUCAGCGUCCUGUGACUCGUUUCCUUCCUCAACUGCUGUGAUGGCCCAGAAUUGGUGUGUCUUGAUGCAAUUCCAUACGCAUGUGCUAGUGUGUGCGUGUGUAUAAGUGCAUUCAAACAUGCGUACGUGUGUGCUUCUGUUACUGGUGAUCACAGUACAGAUUUGGUGUACUUUUGCCAUGUCUGGUCUGGGUGUAGGAACCGUGCCAUCGUCCGCGUUGACCGUGCAUGUCUCUGAUGUCAACGUGUUGCGAGGACAAGAAGCCGUCCUGGGAUGCUCCUUCACUCAUCACCGCUAUGCCGGGAACAUCGAGCUGAGCUGGAUCGGCAGAAUAAAAAUCGCACCGCCAUUUUUCCAAUGUCAAGUAAAGAACGACUCAUCGGCCUUGCCGGUCAACUGCUUUAGCACGGAGGAUUACGCGUUGGCCGGUGACCUCCGCCAGGGAAUGGCGUCGCUUCGCAUCAAACAUGACAAGGUGUCUGAGGGCAAGUACUUCUGCCAAGUGACGCUGGAUGGAAAAAAAACAGUGAGCAAAGCGCUAAUGCUGAAUGUACAAGGUAAAAGACUCAACUCUAUGAGUGGACUUCCUGUUUGGUCGUAUGGAGUGAGGCCCGCAAUCCUGAACGUGUCACUGAUCACCGGCAGCGCCCCCCAGAGGCUGGAGUGUUUGGCGGAGGGCAAGCCGAUACCCAACAUCACCUGGCUGUCGGCCUCCGGGAGCCCGUUAACGACAACAUUAGAGGUUCAGACCUUAUCGACGGGUUUGUUCCUGAACAGCUCCGUCCCGUACGAACAGCAGGACGAGCUCACCUGCCGGGUGGAGAGCGAGCUGGGGAGGGCCGAGCAGACGUACCGGCCGGCCAACACAAAGAGGGAUGUGGUCCUGGUAUGCGGUACAGUCGCCGCGGCGCUUCUGCUGUUGGCCACAGGGGGCGUCAUCGUCCACCGACUGAGGCUCAGAGCUCGAAAUCGCCACGCUCAGAUUCGACAAAACCUAGAGGACCGCGUCCCGCAUUCCUCCCAUGGUCCAGCUGGUGAUGCUGAUGCACUUCCGACUGUUGCUCUUCCUGAAGCCAGUGAAGGCGUGCCGUCCACCACACGUGCUCUCACACAUCAAGAACAAGAUCUGUUUUAUUCGACUGUGACCUUUCAUAAAUCAUCUUCAUCGUCUUCGUCAUCUUCCAAGUUCAUCAGCUAGCCUCUGUUCUGCCCAAGCGGCAAAGGGGUAGUCAAAAUAGAAAAUAUUAUUUUGAGCCAGUUGCUUUGGUCAUUCCAACGUGGGAGCACUGACGGGAAGUGGUGUGGUUAACAGAGUAAGAAUCUUGUGACCUUUGCAUGACUGCGUCUUCACCUGCUCAGUGCUCACACUUUCACUUCCCACCACACAAACACACACACAUUACUGUAAAAAAGUUUCUGCCUGAUUUUCAUCUUUCUAUGUAGCUUUUUUAGGCUUUUUGAAGUCAUUAUUUAGUUAUUUUUGUACUCUUUGGAGUCUAUUAGCAUUUUGCUUAUUUCUUUUUGCGGCCUUGUAGUACUUUUUUUUGUGAUGUUUUGUAUCGUUUUUUUUGUACUUUCUACUCAUUAUAGUCUUUGGUAGCCUUUUUCUAAGCAUUUAUUUAGAUUUUUGUAUUUGUUUAGGUUUUUGUAUAGCCUUGAGCCAUUUUUGUUGCCUUUUUAGUCUUUCUGUGUGUUUUUCUAAUGACAUUUGUCGUAUUGUUGUUUUUGUUGAUUGUGUUCAGGGUUGAACCUGUUACCGAGCUUUCUUGGAGUGCAAAGUUCAUACUACACUUGUCAAUAAAAACAAUAAAAGUGAGUUACAUGAAUUUGACGAACUACUGCACCAUUGUGUAACUAUGUCAUGAAACCGAUUACUACAUGAAUUAUAUGAUUAAAAAGUGAUUUGAAUAAA